This is a messenger RNA of Canariomyces notabilis, 8193 nucleotides long. RefSeq names its product ubiquitin carboxyl-terminal hydrolase-like protein. Gene Ontology annotation, cellular component: mitochondrion; cytosol. The transcript is spliced from 9 exons. Gene Ontology annotation, molecular function: metalloendopeptidase activity; metal ion binding; cysteine-type deubiquitinase activity. Gene Ontology annotation, biological process: peptide catabolic process; protein deubiquitination. Lineage: Eukaryota; Fungi; Ascomycota; Sordariomycetes; Sordariales; Chaetomiaceae. Bases 1 to 8193 code for a protein of 2730 amino acids. The record is from RefSeq and is a predicted model, not a curated record.
AUGCCAGUCGCACGCCCAAAUGCGCGGUCCUCCGGGGACGCGCCGGUUGCUGCGGACCGUCCGCCCAGCAGCGACGUCGAGGUUGUCACAGACCGCUUGGAGACUCCCUCUCUCGACGACCGGUCCUAUCGGGUCAUCCGCCUGCCCAACCAGCUCGAGGCCCUCUUGGUCCACGACCCAAAGACGGACAAGGCCAGCGCUGCCAUGGAUGUCAAUGUCGGAAGCUUUAGCGAUGAGGACAGCAUGCCGGGAAUGGCUCACGCGGUAGAGCAUCUUCUGUUCAUGGGCAACAAGAAAUAUCCAGCAGAAAACGCCUACCACCAAUACAUUUCGGCUCAUUCUGGGCUGACCAACGCCUAUACCGCGGCGACAUCCACAAAUUACCAUUUCGAGGUUUCUGCGAAGCCGACUAAUGGCGAGGAGCCAUCCGCUACCAAUCCGUCGCCGCUGCUAGGGGCAUUGGACCGCUUUGCCCAGUUCUUCAUUGAGCCUCUGUUCCUUGCUAACACCUUGGACCGCGAGCUCCGAGCGGUUGACUCGGAAAACAAGAAGAAUUUGCAGAGCGAUCAGUGGCGCCUGCAUCAGCUCAAGAAGACAUUGUCGAACCCCAAGCAUCCGUUUUGCCAUUUCUCCACUGGGAACCUGGCAACACUCAAGACGAUUCCCGAGGCUAAGGGGAUCAAUGUCCGGGACAAGUUCAUCGAGUUUUACGAGAAGUACUAUUCAGCCAACCGCAUGAAGCUAUGCGUCCUUGGUAGAGAGCCCUUGGAUGUCUUGCAGUCCUGGGUCGUCGAGCACUUCUCAUCCGUCAGAAACCAGAACCUGCCGCCUAACAGGUGGGAGGAUGAGGUUCCUUUUACCAAAGACGAGCUAGGCAUUCAGAUCUUCGCCAAGCCGGUAAUGGACACACGGGAGCUUAGUCUCAUCUUCCCCUUCGUAGAACAAGAUCACCUCUACGAGUCGCAACCUAGUCGGUAUAUUAGCCAUCUCAUCGGCCACGAAGGGCCGGGAAGCAUAAUGGCAUAUAUCAAGUCGAAAGGCUGGGCUAAUGGCCUCUAUGCCGGUGCUUGGCCAGUGAGCCCCGGUACCCCAGACAUCUUUGAAUGCCAAAUCACGUUAACAGAAGAGGGACUCAAGAAUUACCAAGAGGUCGUCAAGGUGUUUUUUGAAUACAUUGCACUCUUGCGGGAAACAGAGCCCCAAGAAUGGAUAUUUGAGGAACAAAAGGGUCUGGCCGAGGUCAACUUCAAAUUUAGGGAAAAGACGCAAUCCUACCGCUUCACAAGCAAGCUCAGCGCGUUUAUGCACAAACCACUGCCUCGCGAGUAUCUGCUGAGCGGAUACAGCCUGUUGCGCAAGUUUGACCCUAAGCUGAUCAAGGAAGCGCUCGAGUGCCUGCGUCCCGAUAACUUCCGCAUGACCCUUGUCUCCCGAGACUUCCCUGGAACGUGGGAGCAGAAGGAGAGAUGGUACGGGACCGAGUAUACACGCCAACCCAUUCCGGAGGAUUUCAUGAAGGAGAUCAAGAAGGCGGCAACAAGCGCCCCCGGGGACAGAACGGCCAAACUUCAUCUUCCUCACAAGAAUCAGUUUGUGCCGACCAAGCUGGAAGUCGAGAAGAAGGAGGUUAAGGAACCGGCACCAGCACCUCGCAUCAUCCGCAAUGACCCGCUGAUCAGGACUUGGCACAAAAAGGACGACACCUUCUGGGUCCCCAAGGCUACCGUCAUCGUGAGCUGCAGGAGCCCUGCCGUAACUGCCACGGCAGCUAGUCGGGUCAAAUCGCGCCUCUUCACGGAUUUGGUAAAGGACGCCCUUGAGGAGUACUCAUAUGAUGCUGAAUUGGCUGGCCUGGAAUACACCGUUUCCCUAGACUCCCGGGGCCUGUACAUUGAGGUUUCUGGCUACAACGAUAAACUAGCUGUUCUCUUGCAGCACGUACUCAUUACAACGCGCGAUCUUGAGAUUCGCGAUGAACGGUUCGCCAUCAUCAAGGAACGAAUCACCAGAGGAUAUCGGAACUGGGAACUCUCUCCACCCUGGACCCAGAUCGGUGACUACAUGUCAUGGCUGACGAUUGACUCCGGCUAUGUUGUCGAGGAGCUCGAGGCGGAGUUGCCUCACAUCACGGCGGAUUCGGUGCGGGCGCUCCAGAGGGAUCUCCUCAGCCAGAUGCAUAUGGAAAUCUUUGUCCAUGGGAACCUGUACAAGGAGGACGCCCUGAAGUUGACAGACAUGGUCGAAUCGACGCUCAAACCGCGCGUGCUUCCACGUCAGCAAUGGCGAAUCCGUCGUGGGCUGAUUUUCCCUCCCGGCUGCAACUACAUCUGGAAGAAGACGCUCAAAGACCCGGCCAAUGUUAACCACUGCAUCCAGUACUUUCUCCAUGUUGGCGACAGGGGAGAUUACAACGUGAGGGCGAAGACGCUGCUCCUAGACCAGAUUGUUCACGAGCCAUGCUUCAAUCAACUUCGCACCAAAGAGCAGCUUGGCUACAUUGUCUACUCAGGGGCCUGGACGAGCAUCACGCAGUACGGCUUUUACUUCGUCAUUCAGAGCGAAAAGACGGCGCCGUAUUUGGAGACAAGAAUCGACGAGUUCCUCAAAUCGGUGGCGAGUAUGCUCGAGGAGAUGAGUGAGGCCGAGUUCGAGAGUAACAAGCGGAGCAUUAUCGACAAGCGUCUCGAAAGACUCAAGUAUAUGGAGCAGGAGAGCAAUAGGCAUUGGAGCCAUAUCCACAACGAGUACUAUGCCUUUGACAAUGCCCAGCAAGAUGCGGCCCACAUAAAGCCGCUCACCAAGGAGACUAUGAUAGAGUUCUUCAACCACUACAUUCACCCGUGCUCACCGGCCCGGGCAAAGAUAGCCGUGUAUCUGGAGGCGCAGGCGAAGAGUGACGUGUCAACGAAGCAAAUAUCAGAAUUGAUUCAGACGCUGGAGCUGGAUACGACUGCUGCUGCUCAGGCGGCGACCGAUCUACAGACGCGACUCAGUGCGGCGGGUCAUGAUGUGGAGAAGGAAGUGGCGGGCCUCAGGGAUUAUCUUCUCCACAAUUUGCAGGUUCCCGAGGGCAAGAUCGAUACGGCGGUGGAAGCGUGGAGAAAGAUCCACGAAGAGCACGGGCCCGGGAGUGAAGUUGUCAAGGACGCGGAGCCGCCCUCGGCAAACGGGACUACGCCCGUAUUCAUCGAGGAUGUGAGACUGUUCAGGUCCAGCCUAACAGCCAAGCUGCCCAGGCAGCUCGCCUUCACCACGUCUUCCCAAAAGAAACGGAGGAUUACCCGCCAGGCGACCAGGGAGCACAACAAGCCCGACGACUUGGUGCUGCCCUCCACUGAAGACGACGCCGAUCCCACCUUCUCUUUCUCUGUAGCCUCGACGACAUCUGGCCUCUCCACACCCCCUUUCGCUCGUGCCGACUCGCUUCCCCCCUCUGGCGUUCCGCCGCGGCUGCAGACGUACAGUUCCUUCGCCGAUUCUCCCUCUUCGGCGGCAAGCUCCCCGCGUGCCGCCUCGGCCGAUUUGUCCGUCGACUACGACCGGCACGCAGACGUGGUUGCCGACUCCGCCCCGACCCCGCAGCCGUCGGAUUACGGGCCCACAGGCAACCAGUCUCCAGCUCUCCAUUCGGCUCGACGCAUUCUGAUGGGCGGUGCAGCCGAUUUCCCCCAGCGGUCCUCCUCCCCGCUCAAGCGCCGGGCAUCCAGUAUGGAACCAGAACAGGAGAAUGCAGACGCGAGGGAGGAUGUGGAUAUGAUCACGGCGCCAGAUUCCCAAGGAAGUGGAUCGGAGCAAGGAACAAGGCAACAGCAGGACGAGCAAGAGACCGCAGGCUCCGGUACCAGUGACCGGCCCGUGGCCAAUGUGGCCGAAUUGCCUCUCCGGACUGAUAUUCCUCCCGUAGACCAACAAAUCAAGACAAUCGAGGCUCUUGUCAAGGCUUUUUCAGAGACUCCUCCGAAAGAGGGCGACGAAGCCUAUCUCGUGUCUCGACAAUGGCUCAGCCGUGCGCAGGCUUGUUGCCCCGAUGCGAAGCAUGCCACCAAGGGAAACGUGGAAGGAUCUCCAGGCCCUGUCGAUAACUCAGACAUCAUACAGGCAAUAUUUACCGACUCCAAUGGCACCCUUUGCGUCAAGUUAAAGCCGGGUAUGGGCACCGAGAACUUCGAGCUGUUUCCCAAGGAUGCAUGGGAUCUUCUCAUGUCAUGGUACGGCUUGGCCCCUGGACAAACGCCCAUUGUUCGAUUCGCCCACAACACGGCGCCCGAUUCCGUGAGCGUCCCGACUAUUCAGUUCGAGUUCCACCCGCCUGUCUUUACAAUUCACCGCCUGUGGUCCGCGACAAGCCCAAUUCCCAUACACCAGGAGCUCAAGCUGAAAAACCCUCCCCCUCCAGUGGUUUUCCAGAGCACUUCGUUCAGCUACCAUAACUUCCUGAAGCAGGUGAAAGCGCUCACUGACGUGUCCCUCGACCGGAAAGUACGGGUUUGGAGACUCUUACAAACUAUCCCUGCCACGGAGAGCCCCUCUGAACCCCCCGGGAUGAAGACCCCACCUGAUUCACCGGGACGCACCCCUGAUAUCCCCAAUCGUCCGCCCGCUUCGCCGGGAGCUUGGCCGGCAAUGCUUGUCGACGUGGAGACUUUCCUGAAGCUCGAAAGGGAUGUUGAGCGCGGUCUGGUUGAGGCAGAGGACACGACCACCAACCCAAACUACAACGGGCGGAAGAGUUUGUCAUUGGUAGGCCUCGCCGUCGAUCAGACACUUGUUCUUGACGAACAGGUUGAUCGCGAUUCAUAUGUUUCUACUUUCAAGGGUAGCAGCAUGAAAGACAGGGCGAUAGCAACGAGGGGUAGCUCCAGCAGCCUCCCGGCCUUGGCCCGCGGGACCGCGAGCGGGCGCAACAGCCCAUCGCCGCUGGGCCCUCAGACCCGGGGCCGCAUGCAACAAAAGUCGGGGCGUACGAUCGGCUGUGUGGGCUUACAGAACUUGGGCAACACGUGCUACAUGAACUCUGCCCUUCACUGCGUGAGGAGUGUCGAGGAGUUGACAAAGUACUUCUUGACCCAUGAAGCCCAGAAGGAAAUCAAUCCGGACAAUCCCCUUUCGCACAAUGGCGAUGUUGCCGUAGCUUAUGGCCGCUUGCUGGAAGAGAUAUACAAGGAUCCUGCUCCAAGCUCACUGGCACCACGUCAUUUCAAGAGCAUCAUCGGGCGCUACGCGCCAGCAUUCUCUGGAUACGGGCAGCAGGACUCUCAGGAGUUCGUCGGCUUCUUGCUCGACGGUCUCCAGGAGGACCUGAACCGCAUCAAGAAGAAGCCAUACAUCGAGAAGCCCGACUCCACAGACGACAUGAUCAACAAUCCCGCAGCAAUCCGGGAGAUGGCUGCAAAAGUCUGGGAUAUCACAAAGAAGAGGGAUGACUCGGUCAUUGCAGACCUCUUUACUGGCAUGUAUAAGUCAACACUUGUCUGCCCCGUGUGUGACAAAGUUAGCAUCACCUUCGACCCCUUCAACAACCUCACCCUGCCGCUCCCGGUAGCCAAUGUGUGGUCGAGGCCGGUCAAGUUCUACCCCCUGAAUGCUCCUCCCGUCGAGAUCGUGGUCGAUAUCGACAAGAAUAGCAGCAUCAAGACCAUGAAGCAAUACAUUUCCGUGCGAGUCGGGGUCCCUUUGGAGCGCCUUUAUGCGAUUGAAGAAUUUCAGGGAAAAAUUUUUAAGAUCUACGAGGAUAUGGCGACAGUCUCCGAAGAAAUCCAGGCAAGCGAUGUUCCAGCAGUGCAUGAACUCGAGGCCCCGCCUACCAACACACAAGGUGCCAAGAAAUUGAAGAAGCCGAAGUUCUUGUCACUGUCCGCCUACGACGAUGACGAGGAGUCGCCCUCUCCCCGGGAAGACCCGCUGCCGGAGCGAAUGCUUGUCCCAGUACUCCAUCGAAUGGAGCCAACCGGCCGGAGGCGAUAUGGGCAGAAGAAGACCUCAGACAUUGUGCCUCCGCCGCACUUCAUUGUCUUGACACCUGACGAGGCUCGUGACAUGGAGGCGAUUCGCCGAAAGAUCCUGGAGAAGGUUGCCACAUUUACAACGCUGCCAGGGCUCUCCACUGCCGACGACACGGAAGGAUCUGAGACUACGGACCCUGAGAUCAUCAACAUCGCAUCCGAUGUGGAUUCUGCGGGCGAUGCUAAAAUCAUUGCCCGGUCGGUUGAGGGCGAGGAAGACAUUGUGGAUGUUAGAAUGAGCGAUGCAACAAGUGCUCGGAAGACCACCGCUUCCGCGCCACCUGAAGCAUCAUCACCGCUGUUGAAACGGUUUAAGCAAUCGCGGCCCAAGUGGAUUAACCCACUGGUGUUCCUGGACCCAGAACUGCAGAAUAUGUUUGACAUGAGUUACUUUUCGGAGCAGGACACAGCCGUACCUACUGGGUGGCAGUCCACUUCCGAUGAAGCACCCUUGCCUAGGUUGAGCACCAGGCUCCCAAAGCCGGUUCCUUCCGACAUUGACAUGCGGAGUCCCACGCCGGGGGAUGGUUCUGACGAGAGCGGUAGCGAGGAGUCGGCACGACUACCGGCAUCUGUGGUCACUCGCAUGGUUGAAGAGUCUAGCGACGAGGAUUCGGAUUUCCCCAAAGUCAAGAUGAAGUCCUAUAGGACUUACAGUAAAAAGGGCAAGAAGCGGUUUGAGAAGCAACAGCGAGCUUUCCGUCCCAGUCAAUCGAUGGAGGUGGCCGAUAUGGAAAAUGCCCUUCCCAGCGGCGCCUUGGUCGGUCCCGGUGAGGGACUGAUGGUCGAGUGGAAUGAGGAUGCCUUUGACCGUGUCUUUGGGGGAUCGCCGUCAGACAAUGGGAUGCGGGGAAUGAAAACGUAUAAGAACCUCACGACCCUGGAGGAUCCCGCCCUCGAAGCCAAGAAGAAACAGCGGCAGAUGCGUAAGAAACACGGUAUCUCGUUGGACGACUGUCUGGACGAGUUCGAAAAGGAGGAAAUCCUCUCGGAACAGGAUACAUGGUACUGCCCCCGCUGCAAGGAGCAUCGCCGGGCCAGCAAGAAAUUCGAUCUCUGGAAGACACCAGAUAUUCUGAUCGUCCAUCUCAAACGGUUCAGCUCGAGCGGCUGGCGCAGAGACAAGCUGGAUAUACUCGUCGACUUUCCCGUCGAAGGGCUCGAUUUGACGCAGCGCGUCAUCGACAAGGAGGACGGGAAGCAGGAGGUCUACGACCUGAUUGCUGUUGACGACCAUUGGGGCGGCUUAGGCGGCGGCCAUUAUACUGCGUUUGCCAAGAAUUUCAUCGACGGCGAGUGGUACGAGUACAAUGAUACGUCGGUCCAAAAGCAAGCAGAUACCUCGAGAAUCGUGACAUCGGCCGCCUAUCUCUUGUUCUACCGACGCCGUUCCGAAGUCCCUUUGGGAGGUCCCAAAUUCCAGGAAAUCCUUGACCGUUAUAACAACCAGGCCAAUGCCGCCGACGAAGACGCGUCGGAUUUGGGGGAAGGUCAGCGUCUCGGCCAAGGCUCCUCCCGUCGUGGAUCGCCGAGCGCUUUGACCGGAGCAGGUCUAAUUCUCCCUCAAGAAAAUCGUGGUUUGGCUAGUCUCGCAGACGCCGAGCUCCCUCCGUAUCAGUUAAGCACUGCUAACGUCGGGGAGGCCGACGAUGAAGCAGAGUUGGGCGGUCCCUUGUCGUGGAGCACCCAUGAAACCUUGCGCAACAGCAUCGAAGGCGACGGCGAAGACGAGGGAAUCGGUCUCGGCGAGUACGACAGUGCCGGUAUGGCUGGCAUGACAUCAGUGCUUGGGCCCACCAAUUGGAACUUCGCUGGCCUCGACAGCAAGCCGGACUCGGAGGCAGAUGUCGACAUUGCCAGCGACGUUGCCCAGAACGACGGGUCAUCUGUCAACGGCGAAGUGUUCCAUGGUGACCUGGACUCGCUGCUGCCUGUUGAGCCCGGUGCCGAGUACGCCGCGUCCUCGGAACCCGUCUCACAGUUCGCCGAAUAUGAUGACCCGCCUGCCCCGUCGGACGAGCAGCAGAAUUACUUGGGCCAGAUUGCGGUGGAGACGUGGGAUCGAAUCCACAAAGUCCCUGCUGCCGGCCUAGGAGACGACCAGGGCAGCGAUAAGGUCGCUGAGAUACAUGUCGGCGACGCCGAAGAGCAGGCGGUGGCGCUGCCGUCGACCGGGAAGCCGCAGGCCUAG